AGUCUACAAGAAUACAAGAUAUUGUCAAACGUAUUACGUACCGUCGCCUACUGUCACUGGAGGAUAUGACCUUCUGAUCCUUCAAAAUGCCUCCUAUUUUAGCAUCUCCCUCGAGUUUAAAUAGGCGAAAAACAUGGAAGGAAGUUUUCUUUGAUGGUCUGCAAGUUUUUCAUUUCCUUGUAGCCAUGGGUUUUCUCUGGGCAGGAAUCGUCGAGUUCAUCAAAAAUCCUCCUUAUUUUGAUGCGUAUGGGGACGCUUCGACUCAGAACAAUCUUCCGGAGGGUUUAUUCGAGGUGAAUUUAAAAUAUAUAAUACUUUGCAUAACAUCUAAAAACUUUUAAAACGUUUAAUUUAAGAGGAUGAAGACUUGUUUUGAAUAAUGCCGCUCAUGCUACAUGUGUAAACAGGCUUCAAUGGCUGUCUCAGCUUAUCUAUCAAUAACGGGAAACUCAGACGUCUCGUUUCGUGUACAAAUGUCGACUCAUUUUGGAGUUAACAUACAAGACCAAACAGUAUGGCAGUUUAAAAUCACAAAGCUGAAGUAUAUAGGUGAAUUACAAUAAAUUCAUUCAUAUCUGAUUAAAAACUCCAAAAAACUGUUUGUGCUUGAAUUAGUUAAUUGUUGUAUUUAUUUAUUUAGUUAGUUAUUUAUCCACUAAUAGGUACUAAUUUAAUGAUGAUUAAAAACAUAUAGUGUUAGUUAAAAUAAGCGUACAGAUUUGGACAUGAUUGUAUUUGCCCAACCAUAAUUCAAUGUUUUACUUUAAUUAUAUCACUGAUUCUUCCAGUAGCCACAACAGAUGGAGCCUUCUUGCCAAUCAAGAUUUUUCAACUUUAAUUUGCUUUUAAUAGCUGGCUGUAAAGGUUUUCUUUCAUAAUACAAGGAGUACAAAAAGCAGUGGGGGAAGUGUUCUCAUUACUACCCCAGAAAUGCCAGCCUCUAGAGAUCUAAAAUCUGUAGACUCUUUCUUUUGCAUCCCCCCCCCCCAAAAAAAGAAUAUAUAUCAACGACCAAACCCCCUCCUGAUAAACAAAAAUCAAGCCAAUGUGUGAAUGUGACCAAGGACAUAUGAAAUCUUACAGGAUACACUGAUCAUCAAAAUUCACUUUUAUGAUUGUAAAUAUUGCAAAAAUAAUCUUUGUCAGCCAGAAACAUGUGGUGCAAAAAUGCCCCAGAAACUGUACCAUAAAUGAAAAAAAGGAAUAUUGGGGGGAAAUGUGCUAAAUUUCAGAGUAUAAGAGCACAGAAAUGCUCAAAAGUUGCUUUUAGCCAGGAGAUUUUGUGAUACAUGGGAGACUAGGAGAUUGAUUUUGUAGCCAUGAGAUGCCCGUAUGAUCCAGAAGGGCUGGUAAUUAUAUUCUACCCCAAGCAUUUGAGCCCCAGUGUUCACAUACAAAUUUUCAAGACUGAUCUUGAUGCCAUUUAAAUAUAUUAAUGUAUUAAUUCUUCACCCCACAGUUCUCGUAUAUGAUUUUCGUAUAUUCAGAACUUCAUCAUCAUCCUUUCACAGGUUUUAUACGGGUUUAAUACGACCAUCUAAAGGUGUAUUUUUCUACAAAUAAUUUGUCAAUUGUCAUCCACUUUGAUUACUAUAACAAUAUUAUUAUAUUUUUUCUUUCAUCAUGUUCAGACUGAUCCAAGGAAUAUCAAUAGAGAGGUGAGAAAUUGACUGUUAUUUAAUUCCUGCAGCUAUGCAAGUAUUGAGAUAAAGUUUUUGAUCAUUACUACUGUACUUAUAACAGUUAUUGUACAUUCCUAUGAACAUAUCUUUUGAAAUUCAGAUUCAUAAAUUAUAUGUCUUGUUUUUUGUUGCAGCAAGCUCUUCGCCUGAUGGAUUUCCCAAUUCUUGCCAUGCUGUUUGUAAGUACAACAUAGAUUCAACAUUAAAACCCAGGACAUUAAACUAAUCACUGGUAUCACAUAUAUGGCAGACAAAAGUCUACCAGAAGAAUGGAAGAGCCCCCGGGCACAAGUGUUCUUACAGAACUACUUCCAGAAUCAUUUGAAAUCCCUGCUUCUGAUUGGUUAUGAAAUAGCCAAUCAGUAACAGGGAAUUCAAAAACUGGUGGGACUGGUCAGUGAAAGCCAGAAGUUAAGUUAAAGUCACAAGAAGGAAAGACUGUUUUAUUUUAACCAUAACGUUAGGUGUUAGUUGUAGUAACUAUCCAUUCACAAGCAUGCAAUUAAUGGAACCCCACCUUACAGCCACCUCGGUAAUGUGGUCACCUCAUUAUUACGGCCACUUUUUUCAGGCAAAACAGCUAUACAUUUUCUUAUAAAAACCCUCAUUAAUGCAGUCACCCAUUAAAACAGCCAAUGGCCGUGUUUUAACCCCAUACAGCCACUUAAUUGAAGUUUAGAAAAUUUUAAAAACUGUGACAUGUCAAUUUCAUUGACCAAGUAAGCUGAGCCUGUUCUUGUUCUGUUAUUAGACUAAAAUUAUGCAUUUCUGGCAGUUUAAUAGCAGACUUUUAAAAGUGUUCUGUGGACUGAAGGAAAGUUUCAAGUGGUUUUUACAAUUAUUACUGUACACGAUAUCUACAUUCCAGUUGUCUAUUAAGGAGAACAGUUGUUCAAAAAGUGCGAAUGUGAUAUAUGGUGUAUUUGUUGAUUACAUGUACGGCCCUUCAUUAUGGUCAUGAAAUUUGACCCUGUCCUGGUAAUAUGGCCACACCGUUAAUGACAGCCAAAUUUUUUUUAUCCAUCGGUGACUGUGUUAAUGGCUGGGUUCCACUGUAUGUAGAUCUUGGAGAGUCAAUCACUCUCAAUGUUAUCCACUGAAGGUGUCACACUGGCUAUUUAAUUUGUUUCAUCUUUUCUUGAUACAGUCUAAUUAUAUUGCAGGCCUAUUUUGGUGUGUGCUGGUGGUUAAAGUUCCAAGGAUUAGCUUGGAUUCUUACAGCUUGCAUCACCCUUGUGUUGCUUUGUUUCUUCGUUGUCAACUUCUGGGCCACCGAUCUUUUUGAUUGGAGGUAAUAGUCUUGCAAGCCAUAAGCAAUAAUUUUGCUACUGUUGGUGACAGAAGGUCAAUCAGAAUUUCGUUUGUUUGAUGUUAAACCAGCUUAUAACUUUUAAUUUAGGCAUUGUUCAGACUUCUUCUAGGUUUCAACAUGGCAUGUGAAUGACAAAAACCAGCCAGUUAUUAAGCCUGUAUGUUCACUUGUUCACACAUCAUCAUUUUUCUUGCCCAUUAUUUGCCACAGCCUGGAGCCCAUAACCUGGAGCGAGCAAAUUCCAUCCACUCGUGUCACAUCAUUUUCAUGGACCAGUUUAUUUUUAGAAUGGUUUUGGUGCAAAUUUUGAAUAUCUUUUAAAUUCCACAAACCAGUCAGCAAAACCUACAGACCUAAAUACUGUAAAAUUCCGAAAAUAAGCCCCGGGGCUUAUAUUUUUCAAAGGCCCUUUUUGAGGGGCUUAUUUUUGGAGGGGCUUAUGUUCGGAGGGGCUUAUCUACGGAGGGAAAUUUGCAUUUCAAAAUUGAUUGGCUAGCCUUAUAGUUGGAAGUAAAUUUGCGGUUUUUGCUUUGUUUUACUUUGUAUUUGAGGGCACUUUUCCAUUUGGAGGAGCUAUUUAACGGAAGGUUUUUUGCGUUACCGGAUUGGGGGGCUUAUAUUUGGAGGGGCUUAUACAUGGAGGGGCUUAUUUUCGGAAUUUUAUGGUAUGAUAUUUUUUACCUUUUAAUAACAUUUAGUUGUCCUUUUUUAUAUCUUAUUCUUCUAAUGCGCCCAUAGACAUGGUAGAUUCUAUUUUCACAUGAAAAGGUGCCCUAAAAUGUGUCUAAAAAUAAACUGGUCCGUAAAAACGCUGUGACAUAGGCCAAGUAUGGAAUUUGCUCUCUCCAGGUUAUGGGCUCCUCCUUUUAACUUUGUGACCAUUUGUCUUUAACAUCGAAAACAAUAACUUAAACAAUUUAACCACCAUGUGGACCAAUCAGAGCUCUUGACCAGAUUCUGGAUAGAUUUUACCAAAUCUGUACAUGGAAUUUCUGUCACUGAGGAGCAGACAUCUCUGCUGCGGAACAGCCUUUAAUGGUGAGGAACAGAAGAGAUGGCUGCAUUCGCAGACUCUCUACAGUAUGAGCUGUCAACAAAAGCAGAGGUUGACAGUUUUGGAGACUUAUAACUGCCACCAAAUUUCAAAGUUUUACUUAAAUUUGACUCAAUUUUGUUUGUUGCCUAAAGAUACUGAUGCACCCUGAAAUUGCAACAGAUUUAGAGGUUAUAAGCAAAAAAAAAAUACGGUAAACACAUGCCACCUCAUACUUCUAGAAAAAUCUUAAGGUCACUUUUGGCUGAGCUUAAAUGACUAGGUGACAGUUAUCUUUGCCUUUCAUAUUUCUUGGCGAUGUAUGUGUUCCUGUAACUUAGUAAUUUAAAUUCUUUACCCAGGAGUUACAAACCAAGAAUGAAAGGACUUGAAACACAAGUGUUUACUAUUACAUUAUCCAUCACUGCAACUUUUAUGGUGUUGUUUUAUAAGAGGAGAAAAAUGCCAUUUAAAUUCAAGGUAAUAAUAGAGACUGGCCCAUUUUGUCAAAUUGGACUAUAGGACUGUUUUUUGGGGGGGAGGGGGUUGGGGGUGAAUUUUGACCCAGGUGCAAAUUGUUAUGUACUAAAUGGCCAAUAAAAUAAGCAAUAGUAUCCACAAAGCAGCUGUCCCAUUAGUAUAAUAUUGUACUAUGGGACUGCUUUGGAGAUGCUUUUAGCUUCUUUGAUUGGCUAUUACUCAAAAGUUAAUUUGCGUCUAGGUCGAUGUUGUCUUGGAUAUUAAUUUUAUUCCACAGAACAUUGACCCACCAAUGACAGUUAGAGUCUUUGUGUGGUCUUUAACAUCACAACUUAACUAAAAGACGACCCAUAACAUUGCAACCUAAUUGACCUAUCAGGUAGAUAACCAGCGUUUAAUACCAUCUACUGACGUCAUAUAACUCACUUUGACUCUGAAGAGACUACCGCACAGGUUUUGAAACGUCAGUCACUGUUAGCAACAGUCUUAUUCAGGACUACACCCACCCGGACGAUCCUGCUCCACCUACUUAUGAAAUUGUUGCGGUCUGUUGCACAACCUCAAAAUGGCUUUUUCAAUAAGCAAAAUAAUAAAUGAUACUAAUCAAAUGUGACUUAUUCAACAGGCCACUCUACCAAUCAGACCAUUUGGGAAAAUCCAUGUGUUCUGCAACUUUGCAGUGAUCUUUGUGAUAGUCUACUUCUGCCUGAUGAUGUGGUUCUCUAAGCUGUAUGUGUCUUGGGCCUACUUCAACAACUCCAAGGAAGUUUUAGAGUUAUGCCAGAGCACAAACAUGGUGAGCUUUUUCACAAAACACACUGAUGCAGCUUACUGACAAAAAAUUUUAAAAACUCAAAAUCUCUACACUUGUCCCCUGGCUUAUAACUUCUCAUACAGGCAUUGGAGAGAGCUUAUGACAGACAAGAAGCUUCAAUAAAUUGCCUGUAGUAAUCAGAUAUUACCCACCCAGCCCAUGAAAGGUUGAUCAAACCACUGGGAUCUACAUCCCCUACUCUUUAAAAAUGGUCAACAGCAGUGUGGGUUCUUUUGUCCCAUGACAAAAAGAGCUGUGAGAGGGGGCCUACUGUAUUUUGUUUUAUCUGAAAAGAUUUGAAUCCCUAACCACUUGUACAUGUUAGAAGAAAGAUAGUCCAUUAAGGCAGAACCUGUUUGAAGGGUUUGAACCCAUGACCUACUGCUCAGCAGACUGGGGCUUAAAUCCAAAUUUGAGUUAACCAGGCGGCAGUUCACAAACUUGAAUUAAAAAACUUAUCAAUAAUUCUUAAAGAAAAAACAAAAGAAAUUUAUGUAAUAAUGAGUGUCUUUAUAUCUAGUAAAGACAUGGCUAAACUUUACGUCCAGUUUUUUUAGACCAAAAUAACCCCAUAUCUAUGUAAAUAUUAGAGCAAGAAUGAGUUGAUCUAUAUCAGAGCUUUCUAUGCCGUUCAAAAAACUCCCAGUCAUGUAUUAUCAGGGGCAAAAACUCUUGGCUUCGCCUCCAUUUUUGUAAACCGGAUAAUACACUCCUGCUCAUUUUUUAAACAGUAAAUUUUCCACUUAUCCUCUUUAUCUGACAUUUAGGUUCAGUGCUAUCCCUGUGACAAACCGGACUUUGAUGGAAUGAAAGAAUGUGUGAAGGAGAAACACCAGUUGUUUCACUGCCAAGAUAUUCAAAAAGAACAGGUCAGGAAAAGGUUAAAGGAAAAUAAUGAUCUUAGCAAUGAUUUAGGGCUGGAAAAUCUUUAAAAGUUUUUUUUGAUUUUACAUUGUCAAGAAUAUUAUUGUCAAGAUAUUUAUUUAACGUUGCUGUGAUUUCCCCUCAGGGCGCCUUCUGCUUAUUCAACUAUAAUCUGAGUGUGUUUGUGUUCCUCACAGGUACGCUUUAGCUACACCACUUGAUUUAAUUUAAUGUUAAAAAAAAAACAGGCCUGCAUUUUUUUUCAGUUACAUACUAAGUAAAAAGCUGUAGCGCCGAUCAGGGGACGUUGUGUUUUGCAUUUGAAAGAUUCUAGCUAAGUUUAGUCCUUUUAAUCCUUUUCUAUCAAAUCUCCAAACAGGGGCGGAUCUAGGGGGAGGGUGCAGGGGGUGCGCACCCCCCCCCCCCCCCUCUGAGAUGACCUGCUGUUUUCUAAUACAACUGGUAUUCUGCAAAAAAAAAUAUGUGGUUUAUUGGUGUUGAAGUAGAGCAAGAGACGAGAGCACCCCCUCCUAAAAAAAUCCUGGAUCCGCCCCUGCCAAAUGCGUCUCGCGAAAUGCCUCCUCCAUUUGCGGGAAAUUGAACUCUCACGAAGAUCAAAAAUAAUAUAGAAAGGAAGACGUAAAUGUUGAGAAUCAAGUUCCUGUUGUUUAAUCUCCAUCAGCUUAACAGCAAAAUGCUAAGGACAACUACUCAGUACCGUACCCAAAAAAAGACUGUUCAGGUCAGGAAAUUAGUCUUACAACAACAACAACCUUUAUUUGUACUCACUCUUGCUCAAAAGUAAAUUACGACAAUGAAAAUAUCAAAAGUAAAAAUUAGAGUACUGGCUGCCUGGAAUAACCAUGGGGCUAGCGGAGUUGAAAGGAUUGUCCAAAGCUCAGAAAGAAAACUUGCACAUCGCAUUUUUAUUUUUAACUCCUGUAGUGAUUCUCGUUUUGUUGAUUUAUUUUCCAGUAUUCGCCUAUGUUGGUGGCCUUGUGGUGUUCCUCAGCAAUUUCUUCAAAAUUGUGAUUCACUACACGUUUAGAGCGAUCUUCCUUUUUAUUCACUGGUGUCACGUUACAUUUGGAGCAAGGGAAGGGCACAGGACCAGCAUGGAUCUGCCGGAGAUUGUUUCCGUUAAUUCUAAUUUUAACGUGUCAAUACAAGAACCAUUCCAAUAUGUCGAAAGGAAUCAAGAGAAUGAGACUGAAAUUACAGACGAUAAUCUACAUUGUCAUUUAAACUCAAGCAUUGAGACGUGCAACAAUGUGGAGGAAGGGGACUCGCUUGUCGAUGCAAUGAUUGCGUAGCAGAUAUUGCACAAAUUGGUUUACAAGUAUUUUUGUAAAUAUAUCAAUAGCUAAUUUUUUUAUCUAUCAUAUUGCUAUUUUAUUAGAAGACAAAGGGUGACGGUAGAAAAGUUAUAAAAUUCUUCACUUUACAAAUUAUCGAGGAAGAAAAGGUACAAGCUGUCUUUGUAAGGACUGGUUAGUGAUUGCCGUUGGAUACCGCUAUCCAACCGUUCAUCAUCAUCAUCAUCAUCAUCAUCAUCACCCUCAUCGGUCGACCGAAGAGCAGUCGGCUGCAAGUCGUCUCCAACUGGCUCGGUCUUGGGCCCAGCUGGUUCGGUCUUGAGCAGUGCGCAGGAUGUCAUCCAAUUACUAUCCAGUCGUAACUGCUGCUUGUCGGUCCACCCAAACAAUCCCAAAACGCGUUGCUCCGAGAGCUUAUACCUAUUCUUCCCGUAGUUAUGGAGUGGUAAAUUGUUCUCCCACGUAGCGCUUUAUGCAGACGUCAUGUACGGAUCCCAUAUGAAAGCUCAAUCGAAAAGACUUCAAGUUGGGUUUUCUGGGAAACUGCCCACCUCCCCUCUCCGAAGUCAACGUUUUGUGCCGAGUGAGAAGUAAGUGUUAUUGUUGGCUUAGGGGAUGGGUAGGUGGGAAGUUUCCCAGAAAUUGAUCCGAGACUUUUAUUAUUCGUUACUUUUGACAAUUACUAUCAUUGCCUUUCAAGACAAUCAUCUAUGAUCUUUCGUAUUUCGGAAUAAGCUUUUAAAAUAUACGCACACAUUAAAAAAGAGUCUCAUUUUUAAAUCAGUGUAAUUAAAAAAUAUCACAACCCUAGGCAUACAAAUUAAGUCGUCUAGAAACCUUGUUACUGAAGAUUACAGAGAACACUAUUACCAUGAUAAUAA
Porites lobata is the source of this 8382-nucleotide messenger RNA. Lineage: Eukaryota; Metazoa; Cnidaria; Anthozoa; Scleractinia; Poritidae. The record is from the annotation of a GenBank genome assembly.